Molecule: messenger RNA, 315 nt
Organism: Aspergillus puulaauensis
Lineage: Eukaryota; Fungi; Ascomycota; Eurotiomycetes; Eurotiales; Aspergillaceae
Exons: 1
Coding region: 1-315 (104 amino acids)
Source: RefSeq, a predicted model, not a curated record
AUGCUCGAGUCUGCGCCAAUCAACAGCAGCAGGGGCAGGUCAAGCCAGACCUGGACUUGCAGUUUCUUGCAGUUUAUUAUUGUCCUCAAUUUGUGCAGAGUCUCAGUUUUGAGGCGGUCAGCUGACCUGCCUCCUCCCUUUCUCCCUCGUUUUCUCCCUCUCUCCCUGUCGCGUGUCAGCCUGUUGUCCUUUUCUGCCCAGCUUCAGCGUCCAUUCUUUGAUUUCUUUCUAUAUAUACUGAUCUAUUUUUUGAGCUUCAUCUUUGCUGUCCAUAACUUCAAUGCCCUAUCGUCUGCUCUAACCCCACCCGGUUAG